AGCUUACAUGGCAACAUCUCCACAGUUGAGCUUCAAAAACAACAUUGAAAUCUCAUCAGCCGCAAGCUCGUCGAAUAGAAGGGCUCUCCUGAAAAGAUCUUGUUUUUCUGGAGUAGUUGAUGUGCUCACAACUCCCAGUUACAUCCCCUCCACUCAUGCGGGCCAACCUGGAUAUAAACAACCGUCAGCAAAAGAACGCCGCAAUGCCACGAAGCCCAUUUCACCAUCGAAACUCAAAGAACCACCGUAUAGAUACGAUCUAAAUAACUUUCCAGCCGCACUGAUCCUUCCAGAUGACGAUCUGGCUUUAGAUCCCGGCUAUCCUCCACAGUGUUUCCAGGAAUGGCACGACGAUAAGGACCGUAACCCCAUACAACUGAGAAGGAAGACAGUAUACCUGACACCUCCGUCUCGGUCUCAGUGUCAAUCUCAGUCCCAGUUUCCCAUAUCGGCGCCAGAACCCGAGGAUGUUCUGGACUAUCUAUCGGCCUUUUAUCACGGGCUUCCUGUGAAACGACUCGAGCCCUCCAACUGGGAAUUCAGUCCGUGGACAGAGAACGCAAAGUCCAAGGGACGACUGAACCUGGACGAUCUCCUCGAUGCCGCAAUAAGCAUUCUCCCGAGUGACGCGUAUGCUCUAUGCAUGAUGGUUGACGAUGACCUCUACGAAGACGAAGAGGACACGUUCGUAUGCGGCCGCGCAUACGGUGGGAGUCGCGUCGCAGUCGUCUCGAGCGCCCGGUAUAACCCCGUUCUCGACGCCGCGCAGUCCGUCGAGCGAGAGCAUGCCUGGCCUGCAUCGCACUGCAAAUCAUACCUCGAAGCCAGCUGUACGAAAGCAGGAAGCACCCGGAAAAGGCGGAAAUCCGCCCCGCUUGAAGCGGCGCUUGCUGCUUUCUCGACACUUCUGUCAAAGCUCUGGCUAGCGAGAAUAUGCCGCACCGUAAGCCAUGAACUUGGCCACUGCUUCGGAAUAGACUAUUGCGUGUACUAUGCAUGUGCAUGUCUUAUGCAGGGAAGCGCCUCUCUUUCCGAGGAUGCUCGGCAGCCGCCGUGUCUAUGUCCGGUUGAUUUGGCGAAACUGCUCUUCGUCACUGGGAUGACCGUCGAGGCGCGAUACCAGGCGCUUCUGGAAUUCUGUGAGAAAGUGGGGAUUAGAGAACUUGCGCAUUUUGCGGCCUAUGCGGCAUGGCUGAGGGCGUCGCUUGCUGUGACUGGAUCUGGAUGCCUUUAUUAGAUUGACUGGAAGUGUUC
Molecule: messenger RNA, 1254 nt
Organism: Aspergillus ochraceoroseus IBT 24754
Lineage: Eukaryota; Fungi; Ascomycota; Eurotiomycetes; Eurotiales; Aspergillaceae
Exons: 6
Coding region: 8-1237 (409 amino acids)
Biological process (GO): proteolysis
Molecular function (GO): metallopeptidase activity
Source: RefSeq, a predicted model, not a curated record